Molecule: messenger RNA, 747 nt
Organism: Rotaria sp. Silwood1
Lineage: Eukaryota; Metazoa; Rotifera; Eurotatoria; Philodinida; Philodinidae
Source: the annotation of a GenBank genome assembly
AUGAUGAAGCAACUUCUUUGUCAAUUAUUUUCUGGUCAAUGUAAAUUAAAAUCUCUUCGACUUGAUAUUAGCAACGACUUUAUAAAUAAUGAUAUUCAUCGUUGUUUAACAUCAAACUAUUAUCCCUCAACGGGUCGUUGUUGUGCUCUACGUCGUUUGGAUAUUCGAAUUGAAUAUGCAUGUUUUCUUGAAAAUCUUAUUGAACAUGUGCCAAAUCUUGAACAAUUGUCAAUUGAAUUUCAGUUUUCAUUAAAAUUUGAUUCAUUAUGGAAAACAAAUUUUGAAAUAUUGGAACAAUCAAAUGAAAAUUGGUUGAAUAAAAUACCAAAACUACGAUGUUUUAGUUUAAAAACAUCGAUCGAUAGCAAUGAAGAAUUUAUUUAUUUGAAAUGGUUAUUGAAUAAUUUGAAUUAUGUUGAAAAACUUGAAAUUCAUCUUAAGAACUAUGAAAUACACGAAACAGAAUCGAACAAUAUAUGGAAAUCUUUCAUUGAUGCCAAUUUUGUUCGUCAAUAUUGUUUACCUGAUAGAAUAAUUAAUUUAAUUGAUUUUAAUUUUUAUAUUUGUUCACAAUAUGAAUUAUCAUGUAAUGAUAUUGAAAAAAGAAUAAAUUCAUUUAAUAAUCAUCCGUUUUUUCUUGAGCGUCAAUGGACCAAUGUGAAAUUUUUAUAUGAUCCAAUAGUAUCAUUUCAACAUCUUUUCUCUGAUUUCACAAAUUCAUCUCAAUUCUCUUAUCACCUGAUGUAG